Molecule: messenger RNA, 2788 nt
Organism: Microplitis mediator
Lineage: Eukaryota; Metazoa; Arthropoda; Insecta; Hymenoptera; Braconidae
Product: neprilysin-2-like
Exons: 7
Coding region: 82-2145 (687 amino acids)
Biological process (GO): protein processing
Cellular component (GO): plasma membrane
Molecular function (GO): metalloendopeptidase activity
Source: RefSeq, a predicted model, not a curated record
UUAAAAUAGUUAAGACGUUCAAUACUCGUCAGUAGAAACUGUUCAUAAAUAAUCUAGCUGUGACAAAAAAUCUAUUUUGCAAUGAGGAUAUGGCAGAUGUCGUUAGUAAGAGGGUUGUUUCUAAUUACAGGCAUUGGAUUUGUUUGUCUUAUUGUUCCAAUUAAAGCCUCAAGUAUUGACUCUUCAAAGAUUGCUACGAACCAAUGUACAACGCACGAGUGUAGUAUGAAACGUAUAAAAUGGGCUGCAGAAAUUACUAAACAUCGUGAUAUGAAUAUUAAUCCCUGUGAAAAUUUUCACCGAUUUGUCUGUGGUAACUACGAAAAAAUUGAUCGCCCAAAUGACGAAUUUGAGGAUGAUAUUAUGAAAAAACUUCAUGCAGACAAUUUGAUUGGAGAUGAAAGCUUAGCAAGUGAAUUCAAACCCUACAAACUUGUUCAAGAUUUGCACAAAACAUGCAUGGAUCAAAAUGCCGUUGGACAACAGACCCUGGAUCUAAUGAAAAAUAUUAUGAAAAGUCUGGGAAAUUGGCCUGUUUUGGAGGCUGACAAAUGGAACGAAUCUGGUUUUAAUUGGAUUGAUUUUACGGGCGAAGCUAAAAAAUUUGGUUACAAUUUGAAUUAUUUCUUGGACUGGCAGCCAGAAUCUAAAUCCGUUGGUCCAAAUAAAACCCUGAUAUAUCUCCUCGAAAUAGCUCCAGUUCACGUUGACGUUUCCACUGACGAACUACCAGCCUACAAAAAAUAUAUGAAAGAAGUGGCACAACUUCUUGGCGCGAGCAGUGAUUCUGUCCAGGAAUUGGAUCAAGUCAUUGAUUUUGAAGUAAAACUUAAAGAAAUAGCUGAGAAAGUAAAUCCAGAUGAAACUAAAGAGUUGAGUGUCGAAAAGCUACAAGACUUAGAGCCGAGUAUAAAUUGGGAACAAUUUAUAUCGAAAACUCUGAUGCCUUUCGUGGAUGCCGAUGAAAAGCCAGUUCUGUCGGUUUGGAAUCCGACCGCCCUAACGGAACUUUUAAGCCUCAUGGAAAAGACUCCGAAACGCGUGCAAGCCAACUACGCGAUGUGGAGAAUAGUCCAAUACUCGAUUCCCUAUUUGACUGCCGAGUUUCGGGAUAAAUAUCUCCGGUUCCUGGAAUUAACAGGCGCCGUUGAUGUUCCACGACAAGUGAUUUGUGACGAAAUGGUUAAAACGUACUUCGAAAACGCCAUCACUAAUUACUACUUGGACCAGUUCAAGGACAGCCAGGAGGCUGUUAGAAAUGUCGUCUUUUAUAUUAAAAGUGCGAUGGUCAACAUGAUCAGACGAUCCAAGACACUGAAUGAUGAUGAAAAAGACGAAGGCGUCAGAGAAAUUUUCGGGAUGCCCGUCACUAUCGGUCCGUCAGAAACGCUGUCUGUUCCUGAAGAAUUGAAUAAAUUCUAUGCAGAUGAUUACGUUGUGAUGAACAAUUUCCUGCAAACGAUUUUGAAUAUGAAUAUAUUCACGAUGGUGAAGCGAUUUAGUAAUAAAAUAUACACGGAAAUGUUUCAGUAUGAUGCGAACCAACAUGGAGAUCAAGGAAUGCCAGAAAAUUAUGCUAAUCAUUUAUACAUACCCGCGAAAAUGCUGGCGAGCCCAUUGUUCGACAAUAAGCGACCGAUGUACAUGAACUUCGGGGCAAGUGGUUCGAACAUGGCCUCCGAAAUGUACCAGACAGUAGCACACAUUGGUAGAAAGUGGGCUGAGGAUGGCACAGAAUUACCCAAUGAACAAGUCGAAUGCUUUAGUCAUUUAAUGGACAAUGUAACAGACCCCCUCAUCAGAGAUUCGAGAAUUGGUCGUCUUGCAGAAAGCAUAAUUGCCCAAUACAUCGGACUUCGUGUUUCUUACGCCGCGUACAAGGAUUUCGCAGAUCAAUCCGGUCUAGAAAUGAAUUUGCCCGAAUUGUCUUACACUUCUGGACAAUUAUUCUGGAUUUCAUACAUGGAAUCUCUUUGUUCCGCGAAUGAUGAUCAAGACCAACCACAGACUGCUGAUAGUAACAAUUUUACAUUUCUUGAAAAUUUGAUAAUGAAAAUUCUUUCAAAUGUACCAGAAAUUUCGGCUGAUUUCCAGUGUCCCGUUGGGUCAAACAUCAACCCUGAAGAUAAAUGUACCUGGUGGUAAAUUAUAUUCUUUACGAGCAAAAGUUUACUAUUGUUGAAUAUUUUCUUGUACGAUCAAAAAAAUAAUGAAAUACAUUUCUGUUCAUUACACUGUAACACAACCUGAUUACACAGAAGAAAAAAUUUCAGAGGGCUAGGAAAUUUACCUUCUUUUUAAAUAAUCCUUUCAUAUAAAUUGUGGCGCUGUGAUGCCUAUGUUGACAUCGGGACAGCACUGUAGUCAAUGUAAGGAAUUUUUUUAUGUAAUAUAGGGAGGGUGGGGCAGAGCGGCCUCCCUGAAAUUUUGAUCAAAAAAAAAAAAUUUUUUGUUUUUCGACUAAUUACUAUAAAUCCGAUAUGUUUGCGCAUUUUUACCCCUACGCAUGACAUUUAGGGCAAAAUGGACAAGCCCAAAAUUUUGAAAAAGUGAUUUUUUCAUAUUUCUAUCGUCUAAUUAAAAAUAAAUUAUUAUAAUUACACAUUUCUAGCCCUACGCAUAACACCUGGGGCAAAAUGGACCAGCCGAAACUUCCGCCAAAUUAUUUUUUCAUAUUUUUCGGCCGUUUCUCUGUGUAAGAGGUAAAUUUGGUCACUAAAAAUUAAUAAAAAUUAAAUUUUUUGUUUAGUUGAUAAGUUUUUGAAAUAAAGUAAAACUAUAGAAUUGA